CGCGUACAGAGAAACAGUGGUAUAGAGUGAUUGUAUGCUCGGCUCUCAUGAUGAAUCUUGGACGAAACGCGACUGAAGUGUUGUGGAUAUUAUGAGCCCUCUUGAUCCGGCUUCGACGCGCGAAAUCGACGCUGAGAGUGGGAGCCACCACGACUUCGAGUCGCUCGAGCAGCCAGAGGCGUCGCAAAUCCGCGCUGAAUCACUGGACGCCCCCACUCAGGACCCGACGAUUGCCAUCAAGGCAGAGCAGGAUGAACGGCAUGGCGACGGCGACCGCGAUGCACUCGAGAACGCCGCCGAAGCGACUAUCAGGCCAGAUACACCACCCAGCAAGAAGAGGAGGGAACCCGAGGCUGACUUGCACUCUUCCACUCCCGAGCCAACGCAUAAUCCCAACAAGAAACGCAAGAGGGGCGCGAGUCCGCCUUGGCAGUUUCCAGUUGCGGCGCUGUCUACGCUGAAGUCCGCUGAUGGUCGGAGAGUUUCAGCCAGACACUCCAAUGUAGGCACUCCUGGGUUAUCUGGUUCAGAUGCAGAGACGACAACUGCCAAAUCGACCAAAUCGCGGGCACGCAGCCAGAGUCAGAGCACUCCCGCAGCAAACUCACGUCCGCCGUCUCCACCCUGGAAGAAGUUUGAAGCACAGGGGCCCACCUCCAUUAUCGUGGAUGGACAGCGUAAGAGCGGACGUGCCAACAAAGAGCUAGUAUCCAGUCCUAAGCGUGUGAGUCCGAGGAGCAAGAAGCCGGUGAACAAGCUGGGCGCAGAGAAGAAGACUAGUAAUAAUGCAGAUACAAAGCCGUCUGCAAGCAAGAGUAUGGGAGGAACCACUCGCAAGGCUGAGCCACAAUCGGACAAGCAGUCCAACGCGGAUUCAAAGAGGCCGGGAAAUGGAGUGGACAAGCCGUCUGAGUCCAUCGCAAGCGCACAGCGAAUCGCAGAGUUGCAAGCGCAGAUUGCAGCUUUGCAGCCUACUCGAUCAUUUCCUACUCCUACAAAGCCGGACUCGCCGCUAGUAAAUGGGGCCAAAGGCAGCACGGGAAAUUCGAAGACGAAGUUGAAGCGAGAGUCGUCGCCAGCUUUGCGGCGCAAAAUGCAUAGCCCCAGCGGUGCAUCACUCGGGUCACCAGAGCGCUCAAAGCCAUCACCCCGGCUGAAGCUGAAAGUUGCUCCCCGGCAAAUCAUCCCACCGCCAUGUCCACAAGCACAGAUCCCAUCGCCUUUACUCCCGCCCCGACUGUCAAUAUGGCAACUCCUCGAAGACUUCGAGUUGCAGGAGCGGCUAGCACCGUCUAUCGAGAACGAACGUGGACCGAAGAGCGUAGAGGAGCUUGCGGAAGAGGAGGAGAAAUUUGUAGCACGCGAAGCCGCCGCCAGGAAGAGGCUACUCGAGGCAGCCAAACCAGGAGGAGCAUUGAGUGCAGAGAAUCUCAGUCUGUUUCGCGAUGACUACCAGCCCGAGCCGCCGCCACAGUAUGGGCACCAUGAUCAUUUGGCAGCUCAUGCACUACAUCUCCGAACGCUUCAAGUCCGAGAGAAGACUCAACAUCGGAUGUUUGCCAAAAAGCUGGCGCAAGAGGCUGUGGAUGCGUGGAAGGCUAGGAAUGGACCGACGGAGGAGGAUUUGAUCGCUGAGAGGAACAAGAUCAUUGACUACGUUAAAAAACAAAUCGUGGUUGACAUGAAGGCGAAGUGGGAGAUGGUAGAACUGCACGUCAAGGACAUGAAGCGACGAGCAUGGGAGAAGGAGCAAGAGCGUGUUAGGGAAGAGAAGUUGCAGCAACGGCUUAAGCACAGCGAGAACCUGCUAGCAAAGCAGCGAGGAGUGGCAGAUGGCGAAGGGGACAGUGAUAUCGACAUGGAUGAAGAUAGCGCGGGCGAUAUCGAAGAAUCGGAUGCAGAUGCUGAGGAAGAUGAUGACGGGGACACCGAAGAAGACUCGGAAGCGAACAUGGACAGCGAGGAAGAGGAAGAAGAGGAGGGUGAGAUGAGCGAAGAAGCCAUCGCAGCGUACAAGGCAGAACGAGAGGCCGAGCGGGAGGCAGAACAGGAAGAACUGCACGAUAUACCGCCCCCUGACAAAAAAGAUGACGUCGCAAUGGAUGAGUGUGACGAGGGAGAUGUGACUGGACUCUCCGCGCUGGAGGCUCCACCCGAAGAUGGUCAACCUAGGGAUCGGGAUGCUGCACAGGCCGAUCGCUUGACGGACGCGAAUGUACCACACACACGAGGUCAUAGCUCUGGGAUCGCUGCUCUGCUCCUGGACAGCAAUGAGGCAGAUGACCACUUGUCUUCUGAUGAAUCGACCGACAUGGAUUCGGAAGACUACGAUUCGGACGAGGACAUGAGCAGUACUGGAGAUGAGGCUGAAAACGACGACGACGACGACGAUGACGAUGAAAAUGAUGCGAGUGAUGAUGCAGGGCUACCUCCAAAGAUGCGAAGUUCAUUAUUGGGAUUUUUCAGCGACAAGGAUCUGUUGGGGGAGAAAGAUGGCGGUUUGCCUACGCCAAUGACCAGUGUAGAGAACGGCGGCGAUAACGAUAACCCGCGGCCGCAAUCCGAAGCUAGAUCCGACGCCCAAGGCGAGGCAGGUGCUGCUCCGAGUACGAACGACGUGAUGAAAAGCGCAGAAGAACCUCAACGCGUCUCGGACUCACGAGACGAAGACAUGCCGCCCGUCGAAGGCGACAUUGACGCCGAGCUUCAGGAGGUCGAGGAAGUGGACAGAAUGUCAGAGUCAUUUGAUACAGGCCUCACGAAGACACUUAUCCCUGUACCGACCCUCCUCCGAGGUACGCUUCGUUCCUACCAGCAUGCCGGUUUGGACUGGCUCGCCUCACUGUACCGGAAUGGCACAAAUGGCAUCUUGGCCGACGAAAUGGGCCUUGGUAAGACUUUUCAAACCAUCUCACUGUUAGCCCACCUCGCAGAAAAGCACGAAGUCUGGGAGACGCAUCUGGUCAUUGUCCCGACAUCUGUUAUUUUGAACUGGGUGACGGAGUUUCAGAAGUUCCUGCCUGGAUUUCGAGUGCUGGCGUACUAUGGAUCUGCAUCGGAGCGUGAAGCGAAGCGCAAAGGAUGGACCAACGACCCGCAUCAUGAGGAUCGAGCGAGGAGGGGAUAUAAUGUCGUGAUCACGAGCUACAACGUGGCAUCGCAAGAUAUCAAUGCAAUUCGCAAUCAGCAAUGGCACUAUCUCAUUCUCGACGAAGCUCACAACAUUAGGAAUUUCAACAGCCAAAAGUGGCAACUGCUCAUCCGCCUCAGAACGAAAGCACGCCUGCUACUCACUGGUACUCCACUGCAGAAUGAUCUGGCAGAAGUCUGGUCUCUGCUUACUUUCUUGACUGCGGGAGGCGAUGGAGAAACUUCGCAUGGUGAGCUCGAGGAAUUUUUGAGCCACUGGAAGGAUCCUGUGAAGGAGAUAUUCGACCAAGGCGUGCAGAAGAUUUCCGAAAAUGCCCAGCGUGUCAUUGAUCAGCUGCACGUCUCUCUUCGUCCAUUCCUGCUCCGCCGCAAGAAAGACGAGGUUGAGAAAGAUCUCCCGAAGAAGAUCGAGAGAGUGGUAGUCUGCAAGCUCAGCAAGCGUCAACGACAAUUGUAUCAAGACUACAUGGGUCUCGCAUCGACUCGGGAUACUCUCGCCAAAGGCAGCGGCGUUCAAGCCGGAGCAGUUUUGCUGAGCUUGCGCAAAGUGUGCAACCAUCCUGACCUUUUCGACCCACGGCCGAUACAGACGAGCUUCGCCAUGGAGUACAGUCCUUUAGAGGGCUACAGCACGCGCGAACAGCUUAUUCGACGCAUGCUAGGCUUUGCCCAGGACACUCCCCUCAAACUGCUAGUCACCAACAAUACCACGCUCCGAAAGUCAGCCACAAAUCGAUCCCGGCAGCUCGCAGCUGGAAGUGAACUCAGGCGCCAACUGAGCGAGCUUGAUUCUGCCGCAAUCGACAGUAGCCCCGACCCUUCCACGAUUGCUGGGUCCCGCGCUUUGCAACGUCUUCGACUGCGCGAGCGUAAACUGCAGCAGUUACGUUCUUGCAUCCAGGUCACGGAGUCAGCGCUAGAGAGUGAGCCUCUGAUUCCAGUAGACCUCCGCGAAGUUGUUACAGUGAGCCGAGGCCAGCCAUAUCUCUUCAAGCCUAGGGUGAAUCCAGUCGCCAAGACCUGGCACGGGCAUACACGACUGGGUCAGAGACCGCUACGCUUCGAGCAUCUCAGCGAUUGGCUUGUGGCUGAGGACACCCGCCUACAACGUGAUGUUGCGACCCUGGAUAGCUACGCUGAUCGACUGCAGGAAGUCAUCGUGCGCUUCGCGUUCGUACCACCGGCUGUGACUGUGCCUCUGCUGGACUACGCGAUACCGCCGAAGGUGCAAGAGUCCAUCCGCUCGUCGCCCCUGUAUCCUGUCGAUCAAGAUUUCGGUCACGAGGCUCGUGUGCGGAGCUCCAUCGCUUUCCCCGAUAAGCGUCUGAUUAUCUACGAUGCCGGCAAGUUGCAACGACUGACAUAUUUGUUGCGGGACCUGCAGUCGCGAGGUUCACGGAGCUUGAUCUUCACUCAGAUGACGGGCACUUUGGACGUACUGGAGCGCUUCCUCGGCUUGAUGAAUCUACCUUAUCUGCGACUGGACGGAAGUACUCCGGUCGAACGUCGACAGCUAUACUCAGCUGAGUUCAAUCGACCAGACUGCAAGUAUCAGUGCAUGAUCUUAUCGUCUCGCGCGGGUGGCGUGGGAUUAAAUUUGACAGGUGCUUCAUCCGUCAUCUUUUACGAUCUCGACUGGAAUCCUCAAAUGGAUCGCCAAUGCAUGGACCGUGCCCACCGGAUUGGACAGACGAAAGAUGUUGAGGUGUACAAGCUGGUCAGCGAGAAGACGGUCGAAGAGAAUAUCCUGCGGCGUGCCAACCAAAAGAGUCUGCUCGAUCAGACGGUGAUUCAGGAUGGCCACUUCACGACCGAGUAUCAGGUCAAGCGGGGCGGGGAUGAGAAAGAUGAUGAGGUGGAGGGAGCGAUUGAAGCCUUGCUGGGAGGCGACGAGCACGCGACGACGACUGCAUUGGCUUCGGUGGAAGACAAGGAAGAUGUACAGGCGGCGAAGGAAGCCAGCAAGGAAGACCGGACGGACGACGUCGACUUUGGCGAUCGCUCAUCCAAGGGACCUUCCAAAGCCAAUACUCCCGGACCAGGCGCAGCGGAAGAUGAUCCUAUGGAGGAGAUCGAAGCCGAACGCAAGGGCCACGUUGAACUGUACAUGAUCAAGCAGAUGGAGCAUUUGCUUCACGGAUGGGUGUAUACUCCGCCGGUAGCCAGGCUGGACAAAAAUGGCAGAGACCGCAGCCAUCGGCCGAAGAAGAGGAUUCGGUAGGAUUAAACCGGGCGAAUGGGAUAGAGUUUUGGGUUGGGGCAACGGUACUGCCACGAUGGCUAUGUAAGACUAGUCGAGAGGUGCGGGCACGAAUGGGUGUGGCUGGAUGAAAGCCACUGCAUAGAGCAAGAGUUCUUCUACUUACUGCAACAGAGGCAGUGCAUCCCAAGUGGAACUCUCCAAAGGCCGAAGGAUUGGUGGAGAUGAUCACGUACAGCAGUGGCAUACUAUAGCAUACCUGAGGAUCGCGAGAGAUGGAG
Molecule: messenger RNA, 5631 nt
Organism: Sphaerulina musiva SO2202
Lineage: Eukaryota; Fungi; Ascomycota; Dothideomycetes; Mycosphaerellales; Mycosphaerellaceae
Product: SNF2_N-domain-containing protein
Exons: 1
Coding region: 92-5371 (1759 amino acids)
Cellular component (GO): Swr1 complex
Molecular function (GO): ATP binding; ATP hydrolysis activity; histone binding
Source: RefSeq, a predicted model, not a curated record